Molecule: messenger RNA, 4306 nt
Organism: Gadus macrocephalus (Pacific cod)
Lineage: Eukaryota; Metazoa; Chordata; Actinopteri; Gadiformes; Gadidae
Gene: kremen1
Product: kringle containing transmembrane protein 1
Exons: 6
Coding region: 465-1598 (377 amino acids)
Biological process (GO): negative regulation of inflammatory response
Source: RefSeq, a predicted model, not a curated record
UCCCCCGUCCCCAGCUUGGCCCCCCCCCCCAUGGAGCGGACCACCGGGUGGUGGUGCGUGAACCCUUGGGGGUCCGCAUUUGCCGCAGCCUCAGUACACUCACACCUACUCAGGGAGGGGGCUGGUGAUAAGCAGCGAGUCUGCCCUGGAUUAAAGAACGGGGGAUUUGUUGCUGGAUAUGUUAAACGUUUUUUUUUACAAGUUGCUGAAUUACUCUGUGUUUGCUUAUUUGGAUGUUUGCAUGGGUUUGCAUGAGAGGAGGAAGAUAAUACUAUGAUUUAUUGGUCUCCUCAGGGUGUAGAACUCUUUCUGUCGGGGGGCAAAACUCUUUCGUUCACUUCUUUGAGUGCAUGUAUCUGUCAAACCGCACACUCACUAUUUGUUAACCUCCGGGACAGUAAACAUGUUUGUCGCUGUGUGUCAACAUCAAUGUUGUGAAGCUAAGGAAAUGCAAACUGACAUUCAUGGUCUCUCUCUCCCUCUCCCUCUCUCUCUCUCUCUCUCACCCUACAGUGCCUGGCAACCUGGGCUGCUUCAAAGACAGCGGUGACCCUCCCACCCUGUCAGGUAUCAGCGAGACCUCCAACAAACUCACCAUCCAGAACUGCAUUAGCUUCUGCAGGAAGCAACGCUACGAGCUGGCGGGAAUGGAGUCGGGUUACGCCUGUUUCUGUGGCAAUGAGCUGGACCUGCGGGACCACGUCGAGGCACCGAGCAUGGAGUGCAACCACGUGUGUUUCGGAGACCACACCCAGCCCUGCGGCGGGGACGGCUGGGUGAUCGUCUUCGACACCAAGGUGGGGUCCUGCGGCGGGAACUACACCGCCCCCUCGGACGUCAUCUACUCCCCGGACUUCCCCGACAAGUACGCGUCGGGCCGCGUGUGCUACUGGACCAUCCACGUGCCGGGCGCCUCCGCCCUCCUCUUCAACUUCACCUUCUUCGACAUCUCGGACCAGACGGACAUGGUGGAGCUGCUGGACGGCCACAGCAGCCGGGUGCUGGCGCGCUUCGACGGGCGCCACCCGCCGCGGGAGGUGCUCAACGUCACGGCGGACUACGUCAUCCUGUACUUCUACUCCGACCGCACCAACCGGGCCCAGGGAUUCGCCCUGCUCUACCAAGCUCUGAUGGGCCAAAAGACCAACUUGCUUGAGGAGGCAGAGCGGGAAGUGGAGGGCGACCUCACCAGCCAGGCCACGCCCCCGCUGGACGCCACCGAAAAGUCCAACGGUUCGUCCAACGGCCGCUCCUCUCAGAUCAUGUAUGUGAUCACGACCAGUCCUGACAAGCCGGAGCACAACAUGCCAGGUCAGUGGGAAGGACCCAGCAACACCAGCGGCCACCAUGCUAUGUGGACCAUCUACGCCCUGGCGGCGCUUCUCACACUGACCGUCAUAGCCAUGGUCGCGAAGCUACUGCUGCAUAUCACAGUCAAGGCCCCCAACAUCCCAACGGUGAGCGGCUCGGACAGCUGCAGCCAGAGCACCGCAUCCACGGAGCCCUGGAUCAUCCUCUACCAGCCGUCCACCAUCUCCCUCUUCAAGAAGAAGCUGAAGAACCACCACGGGGACCUCAGCCCCCUGGUGGGCAACUAGGAGCACUGCGCCCCUCACCGCUAACACCACUACUGUGUACCACCACCACCAUGGCUGUCAGGCGCCUCGCCCUCAAGGACAACAAAAACAGAAACUCUACUAAGAGGGUACGGAGGAACUAGGGGGAGCUAAGCUAACAUGCUAACGACUGACCCGAGUGGCUAAUGACAUCUGAUGACUCAGUGGCUGCUUCUACAAAAAAAAAAAAGCAGAGUGUUGCAGAGUGCCGGGCAGCCCCUCCGCGUCCCCCCCCCGUCCCCCGUCCCCCGUCCCCCAUCCCACAACCCCCCCCCCCCGACGCUGCACCAACGAAGAAGGGAUCGGCAGGGCUGUCAGAGAUCGUGUGGUGUGGGAGAGCAGCAAGUUCAGGAGGGCCGAUCUACUGCUCCUGAGAAAGACUGAGGAAGGACAACCCGUUGUAGUAGUAAUGUGCUCAGUAAUGUGCUCGGGCUACAGGAGGUCCCAUUUUCGCUGCCCAGGGACAUCCUCACCAUCACUGGAGUCAGAGGACAUAUGGGUUACCUCGACCACCAAACCUUGGGGGGGGCGGGACGGGGGGGGGGGGGGAGGCUCGCUGUGAGUGGCAGGCGACUUCACUGUCCACAGCUGCUGUGUGAGUAAACAGCAAAGGAUUCCCGUAGAGAUGGGAACUGUUGUCUUUGUUGAGUAUCAAGCAGUGGAGCAAGAAAAUGAAUAUGGACUUUCAACAUCUGCUCUACCUUGCACACACACACACACACACACACACACACACACACACACACACACACACACACACACACACACACACACACACACACACACACACACACACACACACACACACACACCUGUGUAAAAACACUGACCAAAACUUACAAAUUUAACAGCCAAAAAUAUUAUCCAUCCCAUUCAAAGAAAUCUUAAAUCAGGCACUUAUUGAGUUCAUCCAUGAGACAUUGUAGAUUUUCUGCCAAGAGAAUAACAGGUUUGGAACAAGUACAAAAAGGGUUAAAUAUCCAAGCACCCACGGCACAAAUCCUUGAUUCCAACUGAAAUGAUCCAGAGGCAUGAAAGAGACAGAGCAACAGAGAGACAGAGAAAUGUAUCUUCUUCCUAAAGAUGUUCCACUGAGGUUUGCUGAAGGGUCUGGUUUAUGAGAGACUUUUAAACUGCAGUUUUGUAGAAAACAGACAUGAUGUUUGAUAGGAUUUAAAGGAGCUUCUAAGCCUGUGUCAGUUAGUGGGAGUCUUCAGUCGGCAACAUAAAGAACACUUCUGCUCUUGUCUCAGACUUAUGUCUGAUCCUGAGUAUCUAUUGGUAUCGUGUUCGCACACACCUUUAAAAUCCCAAACUUUUUUAUUGAAAGAAAAUUCACCUGUUUCUCAGUCAGCAUUGACAAUAAUUUUUUUCUUCUUCACUUAUGAGUUUCUCAAAUCAAGAUUCUACUGUUCACUUAGGAAUGGCACUUUCACAGAUGGUUUCUAUUCAUUUCCCCCCAAAGAACCCCAACAGACCAUGCAGGAAUUAACAUAAAACUACGCAUUGGCGUUCAGAAACAAAGCCUUGAAUUAAAAGACUCAUAUUUUUUCUCUUAUGUUUAGUUGGUGAUAUAAACUGGACAUCAUGUUCAUGUUAAAAUGUGUUUUGUUUGAAUGUGGGCUACAGGGGUCUGUAAUGUAAAUUGUUCAAAUGAUCACAUAUACAUAUUCCAUUUUAUUUUUGUCUCUGUGGAACAUUUUGUACGUUGACCAAAAAACGGACAUUUUCACAUGUAAAGGAUAUCCAAGUUGGAAAACCAUUGUUUAUUUCUAAGGCAGCAGAACAAUCCAUAUGUUUGACCAAUAAUUACCUUUGUUAUACUGCUGUCUCAGCACUGUAUACACAUGUAUGUCUGAUUCUGAUACUCUGCCAAAAUAAUUGACCUUUCAUUUUGAUUGUUCAUUGGUUUCAACCAUACACCACCAUAUCACUGUGCAGCAAAGCCUAUCAUGGUCCAAAAUAAUGAUGCACUUAUAUUGCACUUGAGACAAAUUGUUACUUCAAAUUAAAAUCCCAAUGCGAGUUAAAUCCCAAAGUUUUCAUAAUCAAGUUACCAUCCUGAGAAGUUUGCCUGACACUGACCUCAUGCGAUGUUUUGUCUGUCUGCUCGGCUGUAAUGUAAAGUUAAUUACUGCAGGGCAAGAUCCCAAGACUCUGGGUUUAGAUCAGCCCAUGCAUAAAGAAACAGAAAUGUAGGGCUGAGAGUGGGAGAGAGUGAGAUAGACGUAAGGAUAAGGGACAGAUAGAGAGGGAGAGAUAGAGAGUGAGAGAGAAAGCGAUGGCAAUAUGAACGUGCGGUCAAAUCAAAGGCAACCUAACUAAAUUUGACAGUUAAAAUCUAGCAAGCCCAUAUCUGUUUGGAUAGUCUGGUGAAUUAUGCAAACUCUCAUUUUCUGUCCUGUCAUCCAGUCAAUUGGAAAAUCCCACGCUGGCUCUUCAGGGACGGAGGCCAGUGCUUUUGAGCAACAAGAGACCCUACGGGAAAUGAUUUGUGUGUGUGUGUCAGUGGGUAAUGCUUUUGGCAAAUUGUAAAUAAGUAAUAGUGAAAAGUUUAAUUUAUACAGUAAAUUAUUGUUAUUUUGUAUGUGAAUGGGAUAUAAACUAUCUUUUGUAUAAGUGAAGUAUCUUUGUAGUUUUAUUUAAUGUGACCUUGUUGCAAAUUAAACACUGUAUGCAUGUUUCUUAAA